AUGGAAAUAGCUGUUUUACCCUUUGGGGUAGAUGACAGGGGGUCAAAGAUUUUCCCAAAGUUUGUGGCGUUCUUAAAGAGCAAGGAUGCCAACGAUGGGACGGAGCAAGCUUUGGUUGAGGAGUUGAAGGCUUUGGAUGAACACCUCAAGAAUCAUGGGCCUUAUGUGAACGGAGAAAAGAUCACAGCCGUUGAUUUGAGUUUGGGACCGAAGCUGUAUCACCUGGAGGUGGCUCUUGGUCAUUUCAAGAAAUGGACUAUCCCUGAAAGUCUGACUCAUGUGCAUAACUACACAAAGUUGCUGUUUUCUGGCGAGUCCUUUAAGAAAACGAAUGCGGCUAAAGAACAUGUUGUUGCUGGAUGGGGGUCAAAGGUUAGUGCAUGAAGCCAUCCUGGUUCCAAACUAUAAAUAGUUUUAAUUUUCUGCGUUUAUGGUCGUGAAUCUUGUGUUAGAUCGAUGUACGUUUGUUGCGCUUGUUAGCCUUUUAUGAUGCCUGCGUAAACAUAACGAACUGUAUGAAGGGUUGGUACUCGUAUUAGUAUUUGUACUUGGACUUUAGGUCACUUGCUUUACCGAAUGAGCAUACAAAGGGUGCGUUUGAUUUGC
Messenger RNA from Cynara cardunculus var. scolymus (artichoke), 606 nucleotides. Its product is annotated as glutathione S-transferase DHAR2-like. Gene Ontology annotation, molecular function: glutathione dehydrogenase (ascorbate) activity. The transcript has 4 exons. NCBI's taxonomy places the organism in Eukaryota, Viridiplantae, Streptophyta, Magnoliopsida, Asterales, Asteraceae. The record is from RefSeq and is a predicted model, not a curated record. The coding region runs from base 1 to 384 and encodes 127 amino acids. Gene Ontology annotation, biological process: ascorbate glutathione cycle; cellular oxidant detoxification; protein glutathionylation.